UCUGGGUUUAUUGUCCCUCAACCGUUAAAUGGACCGUUAAAGUAGAAAUCUAAUCGCGCAACGAUUCUGAUUUUGUUUGGUCUGAAAAAGUGAUACUCACAAUCUAAGCUCCAAAAACUUCAACUUUAAUGUUUGUCUGCGCAAUCUCAAACCAACCAUGGAACUCAACACUCCCCACACUCGUUCUCCUCCCAAUCUGCAAAACCCAAAUCGAUGUAAACCAAAUCCAUGCUCGUCUCAUCACAACUGGGUUCAUCAGAAACACCUCUCUCUCCACCAAGCUCAUCCUCACCUUCUGUUCUUCACCACACGCACCUCUCAUUCAAUUCGCUCGCUACCUUUUCUUCUCUCACCAUUCACACCCAAUCCGAAGCACCCAAUUCGAUCCUUUCCUCUGGAAUGCAGUAAUCAAGUCAUUUUCUCAUGGCGAUGACCCCAAAGAAGCCGUUGUUGUGUUGUCUUGGAUGCUUGAGAAUGGGGUUUGUGUUGACAAGUUUUCGUUGUCUUUGGUUUUAAAAGCGUGUUCGCGGAUGGGUUUGAUUAAGGAAGGAUUGCAGAUUCAUGGGUUGAUGAAGAAAUUUGAAAUUGGGUCUGAUGUGUUUUUGCAGAAUUGUUUGAUUUGUUUGUAUUUGCGAUGUGGGUGUCUUGAAUUUGCUCGCCAGGUGUUUGAUAGAAUGCCGAACAGGGACUCUGUUACGUUUAACUCGAUGAUUGAUGGGUAUGUCAAGUGUGGGAUGGUUAAUUUGGCACGCGAGUUGUUUGAUUUUAUGCCAGGGGAGAUGAAGAAUUUGAUUUCUUGGAAUUCUAUGAUUAGUGGGUAUGCGCAAUCAGAAGAUGGGUUUAAGGUUGCUUGGGAGAUGUUUGAGCAAAUGCGUGAAAAAGACUUGAUUUCUUGGAAUUUGAUGAUCCAUGGCUGUGUGAAGUGCGGGAAGUUGGAAAUUGCUUGUGCUUUGUUUAAUGAGAUGCCAAAAAGAGAUGUUGUUAGUUGGGCCACUAUGAUCGAUGGGUAUGCUAAAUCAGGUAGGAUUGAUAUUGCUAGGGCUUUAUUUGAUAAAAUGCAUGAAAGGGAUGUAAUAUCUUGCAAUGCUAUGAUGGCCGGGUAUGUUCAAAAUGGGUAUUGCAAGGAAGCAUUAAAACUUUUUUGUGAUAUGCAAAGUGGGGGUAAUUUGUCUCCAGACGAUACCACUUUGUCAAUUGCUCUUUCUGCAGUCGGGCAGUUGGGACACGUUGAUGAAGGGGUAGCAAUACAUUGCCACAUAAAGGAAAAAGGGUUUGUUUUGGGUGGAAAACUUGGUGUUGCCCUCAUAGACAUGUAUUCCAAGUGUGGCAACAUAGAGAAUGCCAUGUGGAUAUUUGAGGAUGUAGAGCACAAAAGUGUUGAUCAUUGGAAUGCUAUGAUUGGUGGAUUGGCCAUUCAUGGCUCAAGUGAAUUGGCUUUUGAAUUGUUCAUGGAGAUGGAAAGGCUUUCUGUAGAACCAGAUGAUAUCACGUUCAUUGGAAUCUUAAAUGCUUGUGGGCAUGGUGGUUUGGUGAAGGAAGGUAUGAUGUGUUUUGAGCUUAUGAGAAGAGUUCACAAGGUGGAGCCUAAACUCCAACACUACGGGUGCAUGAUUGACAUCCUUGGACGUUCAGGAAGCAUAAAAGAAGCUGUGAAAUUUAUUGAGGAAAUGCCCAUUGAACCAAAUGAUGUGGUUUGGAGGACUUUGGUCAGUGCUUGUAAGAAUCAUGAAAGUUUCAACAUCGGCGAGCCAGCAGCUAAGCAUCUUAUUGACCUAGAUUCUUGUAAUUCAAGCGCCUAUGUCCUUCUCUCUAAUAUUUAUGCCGGUUAUGGUAUGUGGGAUGAUGUUAGGAAAGUGAGGACAGCGAUGAAAGAAAAAGAGCUAAAGAAAAUUCCAGGCUGCAGUUGGAUUGAACUUGAUGGAAUUGUUCAUAAGUUCUUUGCCGGGGAUAAAUCUUAUCCUCAAGUUGGAGAGAUCUAUUCAAUGUUAGACGGAUUUUAUGCACUGAAUUCAUAGGUCACCUACUGUGGGCUCUGAAGGUGAGGUUGAGUUGGAAAUGAUGGAUUUGAAGUUAGAAAUUCAUUGGUGGAUAACUAACUAGCUUGUUGUAAGCCAAAUGUAAGUAUCUAGAAUUCCCUCUUUUCAUUUUUUAGUUUUUGGUAAUAACAUAUAUUCAUAAUGAUAAGCUUAGAUUUAACAAUCAACUCUGUAGCUUUGUUGGUUGGAUGGCAUUACUGUCUUCCUUACACCCUGUACACCAUAUGGAUUUUACCCAUCUACUUGUAAAUUUUGGAAGAAAAAAUUUAGAGGGCAAUUCAAUUUGAAUUCAUUGGAUUGUCAAUGUCUAGUCAAAUACAUUUCUCUGAA
Messenger RNA from Camellia sinensis, 2366 nucleotides. It is a transcript of the gene CRR4, whose product is annotated as Pentatricopeptide repeat (PPR) superfamily protein. The record is from RefSeq and is a predicted model, not a curated record. Gene Ontology annotation, biological process: RNA modification. NCBI's taxonomy places the organism in Eukaryota, Viridiplantae, Streptophyta, Magnoliopsida, Ericales, Theaceae. Gene Ontology annotation, molecular function: protein binding; RNA binding.